AUGGAGCCGGCUGGAAAGGUUGAGAUGAUGAAAACUGCGUCUGAGACAGCCUUUUCGAGGCCGGUCUGGCCAGUCAGUCUGUGCUGCCUUUUAAAGUGCACAGCUCGGCUGAACAGUCAAUCAAAAGUAGAACUUAAUCCUGUCUCCAGUCGACAUCAGCUUCGGGUAGACUCGCUUUCUGAUGCACUCGCGGCACCAGCACCGAGUCGAGGGCACGAAGCUGCUUCGUCUGAAAAUGCGAUGCAUUCUGCCGCCAGUUCUGGCAUUGAGCAUUGCUCACUUCGGCCAAACUGGUGCCUCGAGAAGUAG
Protopolystoma xenopodis is the source of this 309-nucleotide messenger RNA. The record is from the annotation of a GenBank genome assembly. Lineage: Eukaryota; Metazoa; Platyhelminthes; Monogenea; Polystomatidea; Polystomatidae.